AUGGCAGUUGUUGUUGCUAAUUAUUGUUUUACAAUUGUGGAUGUAGGGUCUUAUGGCCGUGAAGGAGAUACAAAUAUUUUUAAACAAUCUACUUUUGGAAAACAGCUUUACAACAAUUCGUUAAAAUUACCAUCUUCGACUAACCUACCAAAUACUGAUGGCCCUGCAUUACCCUAUGUAUUAAUUGGAGAUGAAGCUUUUGGAAUUCAUCAGCAUUUAUUAAGACCUUACUCAAGCCGUGAUUUAAAUUAUUCCAAGCGAAUUUUUAACUACAGACUUUGCAGAGCUAGAAGAAAUGUUGAGUGCGCUUUUGGAAUCCUGUGUAGAAAAUUUGAAAUUUUUUAUGGGUGUAUUGCAGUAGGGCCUGAUUUUGUAAAUAUCAUAGUUCAAGCAGCUACAGUUCUCCAUAAUUAUAUACGACAAAGGGACGGAUUUGCGUUUGAAGACACUCUAAACUGUGACAACAUGUUAGCUAUUGAACCACGGGGAACUGCAUCUAGAAGUUUAGUUGGACAACAGGUUAGAGAUCAAUUCGCCCAGUACUUUUUAAGUGAAGUUGGAAGUGUUCCGUGGCAAAAUAACAGAAUUUAA
Metopolophium dirhodum (rose-grain aphid) is the source of this 591-nucleotide messenger RNA. RefSeq lists its product as uncharacterized. The record is from RefSeq and is a predicted model, not a curated record. NCBI's taxonomy places the organism in Eukaryota, Metazoa, Arthropoda, Insecta, Hemiptera, Aphididae. Bases 1 to 591 code for a protein of 196 amino acids. The transcript has a single exon.